Messenger RNA from Carassius gibelio (silver crucian carp), 1998 nucleotides. RefSeq names its product pyridoxal phosphate phosphatase PHOSPHO2-like. Gene Ontology annotation, molecular function: phosphatase activity. The transcript is spliced from 2 exons. Bases 91 to 816 code for a protein of 241 amino acids. Lineage: Eukaryota; Metazoa; Chordata; Actinopteri; Cypriniformes; Cyprinidae. The record is from RefSeq and is a predicted model, not a curated record.
GCUUGAGGGGGGAUGACUCAUCAUGCUUUGUGUUAUAAGCAAGUGAAUCGCUAACGAAGUAAAAUAACUCAGUCAAGCUGCAGCUUCAGGAUGAAGACCUUAGUAGUGUUCGACUUCGAUCACACUAUAGUGGAUGACAACAGCGACACAUGGGUGAUCCGCUCCGCUCCUGAGCAGACGUUACCGGACUGGCUGAAGAAGUCCUACCAGAGAGGCCGCUGGACCGAGUACAUGGCUCGAGUCUUGACCUACAUCGGUGACCAGUCCGUGCAGCCGGAGCACAUGCGCGCGGUGAUGGAGAGCAUCCCGUUCACCGACGGCAUGAUCGAGCUCCUGACCUUCAUAUCUGACAACAAGAAAGACAUCGACUGCAUCAUAAUCUCCGAUUCCAACAGCAUCUUCAUAGACUGGGUUUUGCAUGCAUCAGGGUUGAAGUCUGCUGUGGAUGACGUCUUCACCAACCCUGCCAGCAUCGAUGCGCGCGGCUACAUGACCUUGCGCUGCUUCCACGCGCAUGACUGCCAGCACUGUCCUGUAAACCUGUGCAAGAGGAGGGUGCUGCAUGAUUUCAAAGAGAAGCAAGCUAAGGCUGGUGUGCAUUACGAGAGGAUUUGCUAUAUAGGAGAUGGAGGAAAUGACUUUUGCCCCAUUAAAGAAUUGAAAGAAGGGGAUAUUGCAAUGCCUAGGAAAGGAUUCACCCUUGAGAAACUGUUGUGCAAAGCCCUUUCAGAAGGUUCAGAAUCACUCCCGGCGAAAAUCAUGCCCUGGGCUAGUGGCAAUGAAAUCCUCAGGGAACUAAGAGCUCUGAUUGAGUAAUGUAGUAUUGUAACCAGUAUUGUAACUAACUUCAGUCUCACUGAACUAAAUGAAUAGCACGUUUAUUCUGCAGUAAGUGCAUUAUGUGCAUCCUACUAUAGCUCACUUCCCCCUUGGACUACUUGAUAAACUAAUUUGGGCAUGGUGUAAUAUCUGUCACAAUUAAGUUUACGUUUUGGUAGCGGUGCACAUUUUAAAAUGUAAUUUUUUAGCAGAUUUACAUCUAAUUGUCAUUGAGAUUUAAAUCAUAAAAUAAGCUCACUCUUUGGAUUUAUAUAACAAAUAAUUUAACAGUUUGAGGUGCUUAAUAUUGAAUUCAUUGAGGUUUGCUGCAGAACGUUAAAAUGAACAAAUGUAAAUGUGUUAACAUGCUAGCUAAAUAUUUAUUCCAAAAUAUGCAUGAUGAAAAAUACUAUGCCAAUAAAUACAAUUAUGGUCAUGAAUUAAUGCAGCCUGAAUGGGAAACUGCAGUUUGGUACGACUAUAUAGUUUAAUAUUUCAAUGCAGAAGAUAGAAAAAUGGAUCAUAUUAGUAUUAAUGCCAACCCUAAUCUUCUUGUUAGUACCAUAUAUAUAGUGGACCCCAAAAGUCUCCAAGACUUUUUAUUUUAGAAUUAUAUAUUUAAAAAAUUAUAUAUAUUAUUGAUAUUUAAAAAUUACAAAUAAACAAGAUAAAAGUAGUUGCAUAAGAAAAUUUACCUUACAAAUUGUCAGAAAUUGAAAAUUAAUUUCCUAUUAAUUUUUCUGGCAUUAUUAUUACUGAAGCACUUACAUUUUUUAUUUAUUUUCAGAUUGUCAGUUUGGUCUCAGACUUUUGGACUGGACAGUUUGUUUCAGUGAUGUUUCUAAAGAGUCCUGGUAACAGCAGUUUGGGAUGACUUUAUAUCAACAGUUUUGUGAAUGUUUGUUUCUGAAUGAGCUUGAUGGGCAUUAUACAUGCAGCCUGAGUCUUGAUUCGGACUAUUGUAUUGAAAGCAGAUGGAUGAAAGGAGAACAAAGACUCUAGUACUGGUUUAUAAAUGCCAGAGAAGCUUGCAUGUCAGAAAAGUUAUAUUCUCCUCAACUCAGACCUUGUUCCUGUUAAUAUUUACAACAAAUAUUGUGUCCUUUGUACUUGUGUCACACAGUCCAUUCACAUGUUUAGUGUCUGAUUAUAAAGGAAUAAAUGAAUUACCCAGCCUAA